AUGGAACCCGUGGUCGCCGAGAGCGACACCGGGUAUCUCACGGUGCGGCCGGGGGACACGGUGACGGUCCUCUACCUGGGCGAGGAGGGCGAGGAGAAGGGGUGGGCCUUUGCCACCCUGGGCCAGAUCUCCGGAUGGCUUCCGAGCUCUGCCCUGGAGCCGCUUCCAUCCGCGGUGGUGCAGGAGCCGGAGCCAGAACCUGCGGUGGUGCAGGUGCAACGGGGCUACCUGCCUCCCAUGGGCGGGUACUUGCAGCUCCGUCGGGGCGAGCGGGUGGUGGUCAUGCACCGCGAGGACGAGUGGCUCUACGGGUACAGCACCGAGGGGCUCCAAGAACCCGGGUGGUUCCCCGAUCUGGUGCUCACGAAGCCGCCGCUGCCCGACGACGAUGUGGAAGAAGAAGUGGAAGAGGAAGCGGACGCAGGCCUGCCCAAGUGGGCCAUCGUUUCCAAGGGCGCAGCUGGCUGGCAGACGGUGCUCUGCGAGCGGGGCUGCUUUGUGGGAUUCAUGGAGAAGGGCCUCCCGGUGGCGGAUGCCAAGGCGUGGCAGAAGAAGAUCGUCAGCUCCGUGGACUUCGAACAGCCCGUGGGUCCUCUGGGGCCCAUGGGCCGUGGCACCAAGUGGCUGGUGGCAGAGGGCUGCAGCUGCUGCUACCGCUACGGCGGCCAUGUGGUGGAGCCCGGCAUCUUCGAGGGAUGGAUGCUGGAUCUGAUGCGGCAGGUGAUGCCCAUCUUCGGGAUCCAUGAGGAGAAGGCCUGGCCCACCGCCUGCAACCUGAACCUCUACGUGGGCCCCGAUGGCCUCGACUGGCACGCCGACGAUGAGUCCCUGAUGGACACUCCUGACGGCUCCGCGUGCAUCGUGUCCCUAUCCCUCGGCGCGGACUGA
Effrenium voratum is the source of this 888-nucleotide messenger RNA. The record is from the annotation of a GenBank genome assembly. Lineage: Eukaryota; Dinophyceae; Suessiales; Symbiodiniaceae.